Messenger RNA from Thyridium curvatum, 396 nucleotides. RefSeq lists its product as uncharacterized. Bases 1 to 396 code for a protein of 131 amino acids. Gene Ontology annotation, biological process: mitochondrial electron transport, ubiquinol to cytochrome c. NCBI's taxonomy places the organism in Eukaryota, Fungi, Ascomycota, Sordariomycetes, Thyridiales, Thyridiaceae. The record is from RefSeq and is a predicted model, not a curated record. The transcript has 4 exons.
AUGGGUAUCUGGGACACUUUUGCAGAGCUUGUCGAGGCGGCAACGCCUUGGAGCGUCGCCGAGGCCGAGGCACCGGCUCAGGAGGAGGAGCCUCAGGCCGAGACCGAGACCAAGGACGAGGAGGAGCCCGCCGAGGAGCCCGCCGAGGAGGAGGAGGAGGAGGAAGAGGAGGAGGAUGAUGAGGAGGAGAUUGUCGACCCCAAGGAGACUCUUGAAGAAGAGUGCAGAAACUCCAAGACUUGCGCCCCGGCCAAGCACCACUUCGACGAGUGCGUCGAGCGUGUCCAGGGCGCCGGCGAGGGCGAGAGCAGCGAGGACUGUGUCGAGGAGUUCUUCCACCUCGCCCACUGCGCCACUCAGUGUGCCGCCGGCAGGCUGUGGUCGCAGCUCAAGUAA